Messenger RNA from Malassezia japonica, 684 nucleotides. RefSeq names its product peptidylprolyl isomerase (gene cyp6). Gene Ontology annotation, cellular component: nucleus. Gene Ontology annotation, molecular function: RNA binding. The coding region runs from base 1 to 684 and encodes 227 amino acids. The record is from RefSeq and is a predicted model, not a curated record. NCBI's taxonomy places the organism in Eukaryota, Fungi, Basidiomycota, Malasseziomycetes, Malasseziales, Malasseziaceae. The transcript is spliced from 5 exons.
AUGGCAUCGGGAGAAGCGGUGGUCGGGACGGAGCACGCCGAGGAGCGCGUGGACGAGCGCACGGAGGAGCAGAUUCUUCAGGAGGAGGAGGAGAAGGCAAAGCAUGAGGCAGAGAUGGCCGAGGAAGCCGCUAAAGAGGAGGAGCGCCGCAAAAACAAUGCGUCGGCGGCUGCGCUCACGCUCGAGAUUGUCGGCGAUCUGCCGCAUGCCGACGUCAAGCCGCCGGAAAACAUCUUGUUUGUGUGCAAGCUGAAUCCGGUGACGCGCAGCGAUGACCUCGAGCUGAUAUUCUCGCGGUUUGGCAAAAUUUGCUCGUGUGAGGUGAUCCGCGACAAAAAGACCGGCGACAGUCUUCAGUAUGCGUUUAUCGAAUUCGAGGAACGCGAGGCCGCGGAAAAGGCCUACUCAAAGAUGCAAAAUGUACUCAUUGACGACCGGCGCAUCUGGGUCGACUUUUCGCAAAGUGUGUCGAAGCUGCACAGCGUGUGGGUCAAAGGACCCGUGACGAGCGCCGUGACGAGCGCCGUGACGACCGACGGGCAUACCGCGACGACCGCGAUCGUCAUGACCGUCGGCCGCGUGAAUCUCAUGAUCGGUACGGCGAUCGUCAUGACCGGACACGAUCGGAUCGUGACCAUGACCGACAUCGCUCCGAUCGCACCGUUCGGACCGCUACGCAUCUGA